Messenger RNA from Colletotrichum destructivum, 1595 nucleotides. Its product is annotated as Putative thiolase. NCBI's taxonomy places the organism in Eukaryota, Fungi, Ascomycota, Sordariomycetes, Glomerellales, Glomerellaceae. Bases 219 to 1466 code for a protein of 415 amino acids. Gene Ontology annotation, molecular function: acetyl-CoA C-acyltransferase activity. Gene Ontology annotation, biological process: fatty acid beta-oxidation; phenylacetate catabolic process. The transcript is spliced from 4 exons. Gene Ontology annotation, cellular component: peroxisome. The record is from RefSeq and is a predicted model, not a curated record.
GGUAGUACCCCCAUUCUUCGACAUCCGAGGCUCAUUGUGCCGUCUGAAAUCAGACCCAGACAUUCUUAUCCGUUCCACGUCUCUCGUACCCUUUUCUUGUUGAUAUACAUCACCCAUCCAUCCACCUUCGUCUUUCUCUCCACUGCCGUCUGUCCUACUUCUGUCUGAUCUACCCGCCAUCAUCACAACCCGCAUUUGAAGCUUUUACAACUGUUACAAUGGGUGCCCUCGAGAGAUUGACUCAACUUGGCGGCCAGUUUACUGCUGGCGGCAAGGACAAGAUCCUCCAAAAGAAUGCCGACGAUGUCGUCGUCACUGCGGCCCUCCGCACGCCCUUCACCAAAGGUGGCAAGGGCGGCUUCAAGGACACCCAAGCCGCCGACCUGAUGGCCGGUGCCCUCAAGGCCCUCCUCGAACGCUCCAAGAUCGACCCCGCCCUCGUUGAGGACAUCGCCGUCGGCACUGUCCUGGCUCCCGGAGGUGGCGCCACCGAGAUGCGCGCCGCCGCUCUCGUCGCCGGCUUCCCCCAGACUACUGCCGUCCGCACUCUCAACCGCCAGUGCUCCUCGGGUCUACAGGCCUCCGUCGACAUCAUCAACCAGAUCAAGACGGGCAUGAUUGACAUCGGCAUCGGCUCUGGCGUCGAGAGCAUGUCUACCCAAUACGGUCCCGGCGCCGUCUCCGAGUUCUCCGAAACCCUCGAAAACUUCCCCGAGGCUGCCAACUGCAAGGUCCCCAUGGGUGUCCUCUCUGAGAACAUGGCCCGCGACCUCGGCAUCCCCCGCACCAAGCAGGACGCCUUCGCCGCCUCAUCGUACGCAAAGGCUGCCAAGGCCCAGCAGGAGGGUCUCUUCAAUCAGGAGAUCGCCCCCCUCAAGGUCAAGUUCGAGGACCCCAAGUCGGGCGAGACCCGUGAAAUCACCGUCGACAAGGAUGAUGGCAUCCGCGCCGGCGUCACGGCCGAGUCGCUCGGCAAGAUCAAGCCGGCCUUUGCCAAGGACGGUGGCAUCCACGCCGGCAAUGCCUCCCAGGUCUCUGACGGCGCCGCCGCCGUGCUCUUCAUGAAGCGCUCCACCGCCGAGCGCCUUGGCCAGCCCAUCCUGGGCAAGUUCGUGUCCGCCGCCAUCGUCGGCCUGCCGCCCCUGCUCAUGGGCCAGGGCCCGGCCAAGGCCAUCCCCGUCGCCAACGCUAAGGCCGGCAUCGCCACCGAGGAUGUCGAUAUCUACGAGAUCAACGAGGCCUUUGCCUCGCAGUGCUUGUGGAGCGCCGAGCAGCUUGGCAUCCCCUUCGAGAAGGUCAACCCCAAGGGCGGCGCCAUCGCCUUCGGCCACCCUCUGGGCUGCACCGGCGCGAGACAGAUCUCGACGCUGCUGUACGAGCUCAAGCGGACGGGCAAGAAGAUUGGCAACACGUCCAUGUGUAUCGGCACCGGUAUGGGCAUGAGCGCCGUGUGGGUUGCCGAGUAAACGGGACAAUGAUGUGAGAUGAUGAAACCUUGUACUUUAGUUAAAGCAUUGGGCCUGGCUGUACACCAACAGAAUGGUUCUUGGAUUUAGGCGUAUGAAAUACGACGGUAUAUGAAGUCUAUAUACUCG